This is a messenger RNA of Sus scrofa (pig), 2252 nucleotides long. RefSeq names its product chromosome 2 C11orf91 homolog (gene C2H11orf91). NCBI's taxonomy places the organism in Eukaryota, Metazoa, Chordata, Mammalia, Artiodactyla, Suidae. The record is from RefSeq and is a predicted model, not a curated record.
UUUGUUAACCACUGCGCCACGAUGGGAACUUCUUUAUCUUUAGAAAGAAAAAUGUAUGCUUUUAGGCAGAAACGAGAGGACAGAGAGAGUUCCUCCUCUGUCUGCUUUUUCUCAGUUGCCUUCAACUUAGAAUCAUCCUUAUGCCAAAGCAGCAUAUUUUGGGAGCGGUAUAUUCUGAUCAUCAGUCCCCACAAUAUAUAACACUGUUUCACAAGUGCCCAAAUAUUUGAGUCCUAUUAUAUGCUCAGCAUUAUAGGAUUGUCGGGCUGGAUCCUUGAUCUCAAGGAGCUUACAGCUACAUAUGGGAAGAAAAGCAUCUCAGCUUCAGACAAGGCCCUCAGUGGGAAUUGCCGCUCCUUGUAUUUGCACAGUUUCUAAGUUUACAGAUGCUUCCCACACACAGUCGUCUGCCAUUUGAUCAUCACCAACAGCUCUAUGAGGCAGCCUGUUUCUCUUAUUUCCAUUUUACAGAAAAUCAGAAGUCAAGCAACUCGCCCCAAAAUAUCCACCCUGGACAUAUAUAGCAUUUGCUAGUGGAGCUGGUACUGACUCAGAUCUGGAUUGGCCACCAAUCUAAACUGGCCCCCACCCAUCUUUGUUCAUUCACAUCAAUAUCACUAGGCAGAGACGCUCAAGGAAACUUACAUACCCUCAGUCUAUGACUAAUACAGGCUACUCAUCUAAAUCAGCUGGACACACGUCCCGUGGACAGUAUGUUCAAGCCUAAAGAAUAGAUCAAGUGAUAAGGGGCGUUUCCCAGGAUUUCCUUUGCCUGUUCGCUCCUGAUAAUGUCCCGAAGAGAACUAAACGCAUUUCACUGAGGACACCUACUUCAGAUCUAUUACAAAUCCCUAUCACGGGUACCUUUUUUUCCCCCCAGAAUUACUCGCCACACUGGGAAAUUUGGUAGAAAUAAGAGUUGGUGCUAACAGCCAUUUCCAUCAACCCUCUCCCCCCGAUGUAGAGACGGAAAAGUCAGACACUCAUUUCGCCAGACUUUGCGAUGAGGGGUGGUUAAGGGAAGGCUGCUCCCGCAGAGAGCAACUUUCUCGCGGUUUUUUUCCUCCCUAUAAAUGGAGAAACCUGAAAAAAGUUUCCUCUUGGCCUUCUGGCCAGCUCACGGUUUUCUACUUUGGCAUGAAGUUAUGGUAGGAUGCGAGAGUAGCAGCCAGGGGUCCAAUACAGCGGGAAUGGGGCUUGUGGAAUUAAGGGGCGGUAGGAGGAGUCGUGGGCUUGACCGGGCCGAGGUCUGGGGGACCCAAAGCUGCUGUUGUCGAGGGUGUAGGGCGGUCGCCCGGAAGGAAAGGGCGGCACAGCAGCGAGGCCCUGCCGCAUUUCCCAUUGCCGCCCCUGGGCCCUUCUCACUCCUGGGGCUCGGCUGGCCGGACUUUAGAACCCCGCCUAUUUAGGGCGGGGCUGGGCGAAAGGGUGGGGCUGCGCUGCCUCAGGGCGUGGCCUGUGGAACCUCAGAACUCUGCUGACUCGGGGCCAGGGCGCGCGUCUCCCGGCACGGGGUUCCUCCCACGCAGCCUCCCAUUCAAACGAUGCCGAAGGGGCGGCGCGGCAGUCAGAGCCCCAGGAUGAGCCAGCGGCCGGCUCCGCCCCUCUACUUCCCUUCCCUCUACGACCGCGGCAUCUCCUCUUCCCCGCUCAGCGACUUCAACAUCUGGAAGAAGCUCUUUGUGCCGCUGAAAGCGGGGGCGGGGCCAGCGGGCGGGGCGGCGGGGGCCCGGCCCCUGCCCCAGACCCCAUUGGUCUCAGCACCUCCGCCGCCGCCACCACCACCGCCACCACCCGGCCUGGGUCCCCGCAGUGAGCGCUCCUGUCCCCCGCCCUGGCCCUCUGGCCUGGCCUCCAUCCCCUACGAGCCUCUGCGCUUCUUCUACUCGCCACCGCCGGGGCCCGAGGUGGCUGCCUCGUCCUUGGCCCCUGGCCCCACGACACCCCGGCUUGCCUCUGCCUCCCACCCCGAGGAGUUGUGCGAGCUGGAGAUCCGGAUUAAGGAGCUGGAGCUGCUCACCAUCACUGGAGACGGCUUCGACUCCCAGCGCUAUAAAUUCUUGAAGGCGCUGAAAGAUGAAAAGUUACAAGGACUGAAGACCAGGCCACCUGGAAAGAAGUCAGCCUCUCUCUCCUGAGGAGCUGUCCCCUCCCCUCAACCCCAGCCUAGGCAGCUGCCGCCUUAGGUGUUAGUGCUUAGAUAAUGUGUCCCAUUUGUUGUCAUUUCAAAGAUCCUUAUUUUCUGUUCUGUA